GUUAGAGAUAUUGUUAUUAUUUUCUAGGGAUCUUAAUAUUUUAAUUAUGGUGUAUAUUUAUGUUUCCUAUUUUUAGAUGAUUUGUUAUUAAUUUCUUUCUUUAAGAAGGAAACAAAUCUCUUAGAUUAAGCAGUCUGUUACUGCCUUAUGUGUACAUAUAUUAGGGCUGAUUUGUACAGAAUAGUAAAGAAGUGAAUAAACCCUAAAUUUCACAUGGUAUCAGAGCUUUGGUUCUGAAAUCUUCAACCCUAAUUCAUACUGCUUUUUCCGACAAUAUCUUCUCCCAUCCAUCAUGACAACUCCUUCCAAACCUACCAGUUUUGAUGCAAUCUCAAAUGAGAUAUCUAGCCUUGAAACAGCAGUCCUUGGCAGCAAUGGGGGAGAUUCUCCAAACCUUCCUCACAUAUCUAUUACUUCAUACAAGCUCAACGGCCGAAACUAUCUUCAGUGGUCCCAAUCGGUGCUCUUGUAUAUCUGCAAUAGAGAGAAGGGUUAUCUCACCGGAGGAAAUGGCAGAUGAAUAUCGAAUUUGGAAGAAAGAGAAUAGCCAGGUAAUGUCUUGGCUAAUCAACUCCAUGAUGCCUAACAUUGGAGAAAAUUUUCUUCUACUUGAAACAGCUGCGGAGGUAUGGGAGACAGCAAAGGAAACUUACUCCUACAAAGAUAAUACUCCUGAACUUGUGACAAUCGAAGGUGCGUUGCAUGAUCUAAGGCAGGGUGAUCUCUCGGUGACAAAUUAUUACAAUAAUCUUCAACAAUACUGGCAGCAACUUGAUGCAUUUGAGAAAUACAAGUGGAGUACUGCAGAGGAUUCACAAUAAUAUAAGAAGAUUAUUGAGACAAAAAGGGUGUAAAAGUUUUGUUUGGGAUUAAAUCCAAACCUUGAUGCUGUGAGGAGUAGGAUUUUUGGGACUAAACCACUGCCUAAUCUUCGAGAGGCAUUUUCUGAAAUCAGACGUGAAGAGAGUCGUAGGACCUUGAUGCUGGGGGCUAAACCAAAAGAACCAAAGGAAGCUGGAGGUGAAGCUUCAGCUUUGGAAGUCCGCAGUACUCCAGAGGUACGAAAAGGGGGUUGGCCAUGGUGUGAUCACUGUCGAAAACCUGACCAUAUCAAGGACAAGUGCUGGAAAAUUUAUGGGAAACCGACAGAUUGGAAACCAGCCAAGGAACGAGACAGCAAGGCCAAUCUAUCAUCCUUUUCUGUGGCUGAACCAUUCAGCAAGGAACAAUUGGAAUUACUGCAGAAACUCAUUGCUCAGGAACAGCCUAGCCAAAUGGUAAUAGGUUCAAGGACGGUUGCACAAAAAGGAUUUGCACUAGGGGAAGAUGAUUGACAGUGCUAAAGGCUGUGCAGGACUCUAUUUUCUAGAAGUUCAACCCUCUCCAAUAAAUAAAACAUCAACAACAGUGAGUAAUAGUUCUUAUGUCAACAGUGUUAGCAAAAAUGAGUCUCUUAGAAUGUCUAGUCCUAGUCAGAAUGUUAUGUUAUGGCAUUAUAGAUUAGGCCACUCAAACUUUAUGUAUCUUGCUAAGCUGUUUCCAUCAUUGUUCGUUAAUAAAAAUCCUAGUGAUUUCCAAUGUGAUAUUUGUCAAUUCUCUAAACAUUCUCAUACCAGUUUUCCAAAUCAGUUUUAUAAAUCAACCAAGCCAUUCUCUAUGAUGCAUAGUGAUGUUUGGGGACCAUCACAAACUCCUAAUAUCACUAAUGCCCGAUGGUUUGUUUCAUUCAUUGAUGAUCAUACUCGACUCACUUGGAUAUUUCUCAUGAAACACAAAUCUGAGGUCUCUCAAAUUUUCAAAAACUUUAAUACCAUGAUUCAAACACAAUUUAAUUCAAAAAUUCAGAUUUUAAGAACUGACAAUAGCAAAGAAUUUUUUAAUU
This is a messenger RNA of Mangifera indica (mango), 1882 nucleotides long. RefSeq lists its product as uncharacterized. NCBI's taxonomy places the organism in Eukaryota, Viridiplantae, Streptophyta, Magnoliopsida, Sapindales, Anacardiaceae. The transcript is spliced from 2 exons. The record is from RefSeq and is a predicted model, not a curated record. Bases 981 to 1334 code for a protein of 117 amino acids.